AUGGAUAAAGUUGGUGAAGCCGCUGUAGGUGUGGCUUUGGAGCUGCUCCUGAUAUCCGUGGCCGUUCAUGCAACUCCGAAGCUAGCUUGUUUCAGCUCGGACCUCAACCGCCUAAAAUCAAUUGUCGACCUCAUCGAACCAGCUAACAUCGCCGGCGAGAAUGAGGUUUUCGAUCGAGCGAGGAAGAUGGUGGACAGGUGUUCCGUGUUGAGAUGGUGGAAUUUUUUUACGAGACUAUACUACUCGUUGAAGAUAAGCCAACUGGAAGCUGAGCUGAGCAGCUUCUUACAGCUGAAUGCGCUCCAGAAGAUUGAAAGGGUUUUGGAGGAGAAUGUGAAUGUGGUGAGCCAGUUGGAGCAGAAGGUGAGUGAUUUGGAGGCCAAUGUGAGUGAAUUGUGCGCGUUUGCGGCAAUGUGA
Messenger RNA from Striga hermonthica, 417 nucleotides. The record is from the annotation of a GenBank genome assembly. Lineage: Eukaryota; Viridiplantae; Streptophyta; Magnoliopsida; Lamiales; Orobanchaceae.